This is a messenger RNA of Hyposmocoma kahamanoa, 1026 nucleotides long. RefSeq names its product farnesol dehydrogenase-like. The record is from RefSeq and is a predicted model, not a curated record. Lineage: Eukaryota; Metazoa; Arthropoda; Insecta; Lepidoptera; Cosmopterigidae. The transcript has 8 exons. Bases 75 to 821 code for a protein of 248 amino acids.
CGCGUCUGGACUGGACCGGUUUUCUACUGUACACUGACACUUCACUAAGAAACCUCAAUCUAUUUUUAGCACAAAUGGAGCGAUGGGCGUGCAAAACAGCGGUUGUGACGGGAGCAAGUUCGGGCAUUGGAGCCGCGAUCUGUGUGUCUCUUGCUAACGCAGGUCUCAAUGUAUUGGGGCUCGCCAGACGAACUGAGCUUAUCGAUAAACUAAAGGCAGAAGUAAAAGGAAAAGGGUCAAUCCACAGUCACAAGUGCGACGUGGCCAAACUGGCAGACAUCGAGGCGGCAUUCAAAUGGGCGGAAGAGAAUCUAGACGGCGUACAUGUUAUGGUUAACAAUGCUGGAGUCAUGACCCCGGGGAAUAUCACAGAGCUCGGCGGACCGGCAGUAAGCGACGAGACAAUAAUCACAACGGUAAACGUGAACCUCACGGGUCUGGUUCUAUGCACACGUCGCGCUAUCAACUUGAUGAAGAAGUAUCAGGUCGACGGCCAUAUAAUCAACGUUGACAGUCUCGCCGGUCACUACAUUCCGUUCGUACCAGGAUUCAACAUAUAUCCUGGUACCAAGUAUGGUGUGAGAGCAUUCUCAGGUACUCUUGUCAACGAGCUGGCUCAACUUAAGAGCAAAAUCAAAGUUACGAAUCUGUCUCCGGGCUUGGUGAGAACAGAGAUGGCAGUGGAGGCGACGAAGGCUGUUGACUUCAUGCCGCUUGAGCCUCAGGAUAUAGCCGAUGCUGUUCUUUAUGCCGUGGCCACACCACCUAAUGUUAAUAUCACCGAGUUGACGAUCCAACCGGUGAACGAGAAGAGAUUGUAAAUUGUAAGAAAAAUAUAAAUGCACAAAUGUGAUUCGUUUGAUUGGCUACCGUGCCGCUUCUCUACGAAAGUUGGCGACCAUAUAUGGCUAUCCUCAUUUUUGAAGCUGCCCCACGAAAAAAUGUACUAAGAUUGAACCAGUCUCUCAGAUUCUUCAACCACUAGGUUUCCCUUCUACCACGACUACGGUUUCCUUAGAUUUUCCC